AUAACAAACUAACAACUUAUACGCAUUGAUCAACGGCGGACAAUAAUCGGAACUAAACAUUAGUAAAAUCGAGAUGAAACCCAGACCAGAAGAAAUAUCUGACUAAAAGUUUGGGUUUGGGGACCCAGCUACACAGCAAAGCCAGGCAGCUUGUCUUUCUUCAGCUCUGGAUUGGUCUCUUCUUAUUGAUAAUUUUUUAGGGUUAAGAUGAGCUUUUCUGGCCCUUCCAUGAGUUCCGGGGGCAAAGCUGUUAAAAGAACCCAUGAGUUUGGAAGGACUUAUGUGGUAAGGCCCAAAGGUAAACACCAAGCUACUGUGGUUUGGCUUCAUGGUCUUGGUGACAAUGGUUCUAGCUGGUCACAGCUCUUGGAGACCCUUCCUCUUCCAAAUAUUAAAUGGAUUUGUCCAACUGCCCCUACUCAACCAAUGACUUUAUUUGGUGGCUUUCCAUCCACUGCUUGGUUUGAUGUGGGAGAUCUUUUGGAAGAUGCUCCUGAUGAUUUAGAGGGUUUAGAUGCUGCAGCCUUGCAUGUUGCAAAUUUGUUAUCAACAGAGCCUGCUGACAUUAAAAUUGGUAUUGGAGGCUUCAGUAUGGGUGCAGCAACCUCACUAUACUCUGCAACCUGCUUCACUCAAGGAAAAUAUGCAAAUGGCAAUCCAUACCCUGCCAACUUAAGUGCAGUUGUGGGACUAAGUGGCUGGCUUCCAUGUUCAAAGACUUUGAAUAGCAAAUUAAGAGGAGAUACUGAAGCUGCAAGACGUGCUUCAUCUUUGCCCAUUUUGCUUUGUCAUGGCAGAGCUGAUGAUGUGGUUCAAUAUAAAUUUGGUGAGAAGUCCUCACAAGCCCUCAGUUCAAAUGGGUUUGGGGAUGUGACAUUCAAAUCUUAUAAUGGGCUUGGUCACUACACUGUCCCUGAAGAGAUGGAUGAGGUUUGUGCUUGGCUAACAUCUAAAUUGGGACUUGAAGGGGGCUCUUCAUAACGUGACAGCUGCAAAUCUUGAUUUCAUAACUACGAAGAUGAAGGCAAAAAUUGGUUACGGUUGCAAGGAUAAAAAUUUAGCAGCUCAAAAUGCAUGCCCAUGCAUUCCCAGUGUUGCAUUUCAUAUUGUUUUACUGUGGAGGAUCUACAGGAAACUUUAUUGGCAAAUAUUUAGGAACAUCUGAUUUGGGUCAUCAACUUUCAUUUGCAAAGGAGUUUUAUUGAUUUGUCAUAAAAUCUGGAUGGUGAUUGCUAUGUUUUAA
Mangifera indica (mango) is the source of this 1243-nucleotide messenger RNA. Its product is annotated as acyl-protein thioesterase 2-like. The transcript is spliced from 10 exons. Gene Ontology annotation, molecular function: hydrolase activity. The coding region runs from base 208 to 981 and encodes 257 amino acids. Lineage: Eukaryota; Viridiplantae; Streptophyta; Magnoliopsida; Sapindales; Anacardiaceae. The record is from RefSeq and is a predicted model, not a curated record.